UUGGACAUUAUUGAAUUAGUUGUGGUUUAGCUUAAACAUUCGGCUGAGUUUCUAUUUCAAGCAAUAUAAAGUGAACAAACAACAUGAAAUCGUUAUUCCUUUUCGUACUUCUAUUCUAUUAUCGCGCUGAUCGUGCUUCCGCUUUUGCUUUUGAUGAAAGCAAAAUUGUUUUUUGCAUAUUUGAGAAUGAUCCGCGAAAUGUAUCAUACCGAGAUUUUAUGGUGCUACCUGAAACGGCAUUCGAUGCAGAUUUACCUACAAUAUUCGUCGUUCAUGGAUGGUUGUCUGGAUUUGAAUUGUUAGAUGAAUUUCAACGAGACUGGAACCAUCUGGGGCCCAAAAUGAAUCUGAUUGGAAUUGAUUGGUCAGCGGGAUCGUCAACUCUGAACUAUUAUAAAGCAAUGCAACGAACCCCAACAGUUGGCAGUGCAGUUGGACAGUUUAUCAUGGGUGCAAUUAGAAAUAGGCUCAUAACGAACCCGUACAGCAUUCACAUCGUUGGUCAUAGUUUGGGGGCACAUGUUGCGGGUUUUGUUGGUAAAUAUAUGGCUGCAAGUGGACCAAAUCCAAUAAAAUUGCGGCAUAUUAGUGCACUUGAUCCAGCUGGUGUAUUUAUUGGAAGUUAUGAAUGCCCUCGUCGACUAUGCCACACUGAUGCUACUUUUGUGGAAACCUUUCAUACCAGUAAAGCUCUAGGGAUGUACAAACCAAUUGGAUCUCUUGAUCUAUACGUGAAUGGUGGAAAGUACCAACCAAAUUGUGAUUUUCCCACGUGCUCUCAUUCUUAUGCGCAUAAAUUGUAUCGAUAUGCUCUAGAUCGAUUUCGACUCGAUGGAUGGCUGUGUAACACUCUCCAACAAAUGGAAAAGGAGAAACGUUGCAAGGGCAACAGUAAUCCGCGUAGAUAUGGCAUCGAAAUCAUACAACAGGGAUUACCAAAUAGCGGUAUUGUGUAUACACCUACUACAACCUCAAGAGAUAAUGGAGACAAUGUUACAUCAACAAGAAAGGAAAUUCGCACAGAUCAAGCGGGUGACUGCACUACCGUCGUGUUUGGAGCUAACCUCAACAAUGCCGUGGUGCUCGUUUCGCUUCUAAGUGAUGAUGGACAUCUUAUUAUUGAAAAACGUAACGACGAGGUUGUCGUUGUAAAUCCGGCCAAUGCUGCCUGGACACCCGAUCCAAAAUACCAUGUUUGCGGUGAAACAGAACCGGGACGCAUUGCCAAGCGUUUAAGUGAAUUGACAGGACCAUUCCGGUUUGUUGUCGCAUUUGAUGCCACCGACAUGUUCACCGAUCCAUUCUGGGAGAUGAUUUACUAUUUGGCAGACUAUCAGAAAUCUGCGACAGACGUGGACGAAAUUCAAAUGAUUGCAAUGGACAUUCCACAUGAUGGUAUUCCGUUGCAACGACAUUCCGACGAGUUGAGACGGGCAAUCGAGAAUGGACUUCAACCACAUCAUGCUGCCGAUAUUAGGAUGGAGGGAAUGCACGCUAUUGAAGAAACUGGUGUUGUUAGUCAAAUGGCAGAGCUUCAACAAGAACUGGUCGUUGUUAAAAAUGCUGUCGGUCAAUAUGCGGAUCGAAAUCCUACGGACAACACAUUAAACCAAAUUGUUAAGGAAGUUGGAACAUAAGUAGUAAUCAACAAUCAUUUGUGUAACGGUAUAUAAUGUAUCAGAUAUACGUUGCUUUCUAUGACAGUUGCUGAAAUCAUAUCCAGAAACGAGAAUUUUAUUUUCACAAUAAACACAGAUUUACCAGAAAUUGCU
Messenger RNA from Bradysia coprophila, 1772 nucleotides. RefSeq lists its product as uncharacterized. NCBI's taxonomy places the organism in Eukaryota, Metazoa, Arthropoda, Insecta, Diptera, Sciaridae. Gene Ontology annotation, molecular function: lipase activity. Gene Ontology annotation, biological process: lipid catabolic process. The record is from RefSeq and is a predicted model, not a curated record.